Messenger RNA from Truncatella angustata, 719 nucleotides. Its product is annotated as GRIM-19. The coding region runs from base 207 to 563 and encodes 118 amino acids. NCBI's taxonomy places the organism in Eukaryota, Fungi, Ascomycota, Sordariomycetes, Amphisphaeriales, Sporocadaceae. The transcript has 3 exons. The record is from RefSeq and is a predicted model, not a curated record.
UGACCUCACUGCAGGAAAGCCCGACGGGCCGGCCCCCACCCGCUGCACGUGAUCUGCUGCAUUGGACUGGCAGCUCAUUGAAGCUUCCACCAUGAUCAUCGCCGGCACGAGAAGACCACAAGCGACAGCUCAGUCAGCACCCAAUUGACCCGCGAUACCCUCUGAAUCGAUUCUCCGAGAGCGAGUUGAUUCGAAGAACCGACACAAUGCCUCAAGAUAUGCCCCCCGUUGGGGGCUAUGGCCCCGUGCAGUACAAGCGCAACUUGCCUGCAGGUGCCUUCCGGCCCGGUACCCUCAUCCUCGGUAUGGGCGCCAUCAUGGUCUACGGUUUCUACAAGCUAGGCCAGGGUAUUCGUGAGCAGAAUGAACUCGCCCGCGAGAAGAUGUGGUCCAGAAUCCACCUGAUCCCCCUCCUGCAAGCCGAGGAAGACCGUGACUUGGUCAGACGGCAUUUGGCAGACCAGGCAAGAGAGAAGGAGCUGCUGGGCGACAACUUCAAGGUCUACAACUCCGACCGAUACGUGCGGCCAACAUAUGCCGUCACUCCUUCCACGACGAAAUAAAUCCUGCUGUAAGAAAAAAGAACAUACGGCUGGCAUUGGAAAGAGUGGAUUGCGACUCGAUGGACGUCUACCAGGUGAAUGUGGUACAGACGGACGCUGUACAUUUUUUUCUCGCAAAAACGCAGACAAUAGAAUGACAUCUUUUACACGCACAUG